This is a messenger RNA of Menidia menidia (Atlantic silverside), 1922 nucleotides long. The record is from the annotation of a GenBank genome assembly. NCBI's taxonomy places the organism in Eukaryota, Metazoa, Chordata, Actinopteri, Atheriniformes, Atherinopsidae.
CAGGCGGCGGCUCUCAAUUCUUGCUGAGGACAGCCUCAACGUAAAGGGGUUUAUGGCGGAAGUACUGGACGUUUAGCUAACUAGCUCGGCUAUCUCAUCCAAACAAUAGCUGCAAAUGCCCACCGGUACUGCGUUUAUAGCUAAAAGUCGUUAUAAUAAUUUCAGCAAGAUAUUUACAGCAUAGAAAACGUCCAGCAUCGCUACCUGGUUGUGGUGAAUUUAAGUCAAGUAUAAGUAUAUUUACCAGAUAUGUGAUAGCGUUAGCCAUUAGCUGGGAUCACCAUCGUUAAACAGCAACGUGCACGAAAUGAAUGAGCGCGCGUGACGGAAAACCCUUCAUUGACAUUUGACAGUUUGACAUUAAACAGCAUAUAAGGAUGUCGACGGGGGCUGAUGUUCGAGAUAUUCUUGAGCUGGGUGGAGGGGAAAAUGACGGUCCUAUUAGCAAGAAAGACCUCAUCAACUCGGAUAAGAAAAAGACAAAGAAGGCAACGGAGACGCUGACUUUCAAGAGACCAGAGGGAAUGCACAGAGAAGUCUAUGCCCUGCUCUACUCUGACAAGAAAGACGCACCUCCCCUGCUGCCCAGUGAUACCACUCAGGGGUACAGGACUGUCAAAGCCAAGCUGGGCUGUAAAAAGGUUCGUCCAUGGAAGUGGACGCCCUUCACAAAUCCAGCCCGCAGGGACGGGGCCAUAUUCCACCACUGGAGACGUGUGGCGGAGGAGGGCAAGGAUUACCCCUUCGCUCGCUUCAACAAGACAGUGCAGGUGCCGGUGUACUCAGAGCAGGAGUAUCAGAUGUAUCUCCAUGACGACGGCUGGACCAAAGCAGAGACGGACCACCUGUUUGACCUGUGCAAGCGUUUCGACCUGCGCUUCGUGGUCGUCCACGACCGCUACGACUACCAGCAAUACAGAAAACGCUCCGUGGAAGACCUGAAGGAAAGAUACUACAGCAUUUGUGGUAAGCUGGCCAAGGUCCGGGCAGCGACUGGCACAGAACCCAAGAUCUACAUCUUUGAUGCCGCGCACGAGAGGCGUCGCAAAGAGCAGCUGGAGAAGCUCUUCAACCGCACGCCCGAACAAGUGGCAGAAGAGGAGUACCUUAUCCAGGAGCUGAGGAAGAUCGAGAACAGGAAGAAGGAGCGCGAGAAAAAGGCCCAGGAUCUGCAGAAACUGAUUAAAGCAGCCGACACCACGACAGAGUUGAGGCGAGCGGAAAAGAGGGUCUCCAAAAAGAAGCUCCCACAAAAGAGAGAGACGGAAAAACCGGCUGUCCCGGAGACGGCUGGCAUCAAAUUCCCAGACUUUAAAUCAGCGGGCGUCACACUCCGCAGUCAGAGGAUGAAGCUGCCAAGCUCGGUUGGCCAGAAAAAGAUCAAGGCCUUUGAGCAGAUCCUGGUGGAGCAAGGAGUGGACCUCAACCCCAUGCCCACCGAGGAAAUCGUCCAGAUGUUCAACGAGCUGCGCAGCGACCUGGUGCUGCUCUACGAGCUGAAGCAGGCCCACAGCAACUGCGAGUACGAGCAGCAGAUGCUGCGCCACCGCUACGAGGCCCUGCUGAAGGCCGGGGGGGCCGGCGGCUGCGUGGGGGGGGUCCCGGGGACGGGGGCCUCCGCCGCCGCCGCUCUGGCCCCGGGCGGGGAGCCCAACGCCACCAACAGCACCGCCACCUCCACGCUGGACGCCCAGCCGUGGCCCGGGGCCGACGACAUCAAGGUGGAGGCCAAGGAGCAGAUCAUCGACGUGGUGGGGGCGCCGCUCACCCCCAACUCGGUAGCGCAAGCGGAGAGAGUCGGCCUCCAGCUCGUCCUCGGUGAAAAAGGUGAAGAAACCCUGGGGGGGGCGGCGGCCCCCCCCCCCCCCCCCCGAGGACCAGAGACCGCGUCGGCCAUUCCCACGGCGGGACGCCCGGGAUAG